Messenger RNA from Acytostelium subglobosum LB1, 894 nucleotides. RefSeq lists its product as hypothetical. The record is from RefSeq and is a predicted model, not a curated record. The transcript has 3 exons. Lineage: Eukaryota; Evosea; Eumycetozoa; Acytosteliales; Acytosteliaceae. Gene Ontology annotation, biological process: protein phosphorylation. Gene Ontology annotation, molecular function: protein kinase activity; ATP binding. Bases 1 to 894 code for a protein of 297 amino acids.
AUGGAGAAGUACUCUAUGAUCAAACAGAUUGGUAGUGGUUCAUAUGGCGAUGUGUUUCUAGUACGUAAUAAUGUGGAUAAGAAGCAAUACGUUCAAAAGAGGAUCUUCUUGAAGGAGGGCGAGAAACAGACCAAAGAGACGAUGCAAGAGGUUAGACUACUCUCUGAUCUACGUCAUCCAAACAUCGUUGAAUUCUACGAGUCCUUCCUCCAUGACAAACAACAUCUAUGCAUAAUAAUGGCCUUUUGUGAAGGUGGCGAUCUCUUCUCUACACUAAAGGCACGCAACAAAGAUCACUUGGAUGAACGUCAAGUACUUGAUUGGUUCGUACAGAUAUCAUUGGCAUUGUUGUAUAUGCAUCAGAAGAAGGUUAUACAUAGGGAUCUAAAGACACAGAAUAUAUUCUUGACAAAGAGAGGCAUUGUAAAGUUGGGUGACUUUGGUAUAUCACGAGUACUGGACAGCUCAAUGGACAUGGCAAAGACAAUGAUCGGUACACCAUACUAUAUGAGUCCAGAGGUGUUUGAGAACAAAGCGUAUGACUUCAAGUCUGAUGUAUGGUCAUUGGGAUGCUGUCUGUAUGAGAUGUUGAUGUUGAAGCAUGCAUUCGAUGCAAAGGAGAUGCCAUCACUCAUAUACAAAGUACUCAAGGAUGAACCAAUACCAAUAUCCAAUCAUUACUCUGAGAAUAUACGUAACUUGGUAUCAUACCUCCUAGAGAAACAACCAAAUAGGAGACCAUCAAUGGCUGAGGUCUUCCAACUACCAUUCAUCAGACAACAUAUGCAGUACUCUCUAAAGACAAACUUUUCAAAGUAUGACCUUAUCAAGACGAUGACAAUGAUGAUGAUGGAGAAAGAGAGAGAGAGCAGUUCUAACACACACGGAACAUAG